Molecule: messenger RNA, 1692 nt
Organism: Dryobates pubescens (Downy woodpecker)
Lineage: Eukaryota; Metazoa; Chordata; Aves; Piciformes; Picidae
Gene: EGFL6
Product: EGF like domain multiple 6
Exons: 12
Coding region: 1-1644 (547 amino acids)
Cellular component (GO): membrane
Molecular function (GO): calcium ion binding
Source: RefSeq, a predicted model, not a curated record
AUGGUGGCGGCGCCUAAGGGCGCCCUGCUUGCUCUCCUUCUUGCCGUCCUCCUCGCCGCCGGGCUGGCAGCCGCGAGCAGCUCAAGAGCUCAUGGGCAGCUGGUGAGUGUGAGCCAGCCUGGGGUGUGUCGCUAUGGUUCUAGAUUGGAUUGCUGUUAUGGCUGGAAAAAGAACAAGGGCCACUGUGAAGCUGUCUGUGGGCAUGGCUGCAAGUAUGGCGAGUGCGUGGGACCAAACAAAUGCAAAUGUUUCCCUGGAUUUACAGGGAAAAGCUGUAAUCAAGAUCUGAAUGAAUGUGGACUGAAACCACGACCCUGUGAACACAGAUGUAUGAAUACACAUGGCAGCUACAAGUGCUAUUGUCUCAACGGGUACAUGCUCAUGCCAGAUGGCACAUGUGCAAGUUCUAGGACAUGUGCCAUGGUCAAUUGCCAGUAUGGAUGUGAAGAAGCCAAAGGACAGGUGCGGUGUCUUUGUCCAUCAGGUGGCCUUCAGCUGGGACCAGACGGAAGGACAUGCAUUGACAUUGAUGAAUGUUCUUCUGGCAAAGGUGUCUGCUCUUACAACCGCAGAUGCAUCAACACAUUUGGAAGCUACUACUGCAAGUGCCAGCCUGGUUAUGAACUGAAAGAUGUCAAUGGCCAUUAUGACUGUGUAGAUGUAAAUGAAUGUGUGACAAAUACACACAGGUGUAAUCCCCAUGCAGACUGCCUCAAUACCAAAGGAUCCUUCAAGUGCAAAUGUAAACAAGGCUACCAAGGAAGUGGAUUCAAUUGUGCUGUUAUCCCUGAAAAGUCAGUGAAGGAAAUUGCAAGGAUCUCUGGAACAUCUAAGGACACAAUUAAGAAACUUCUUGCACACAAAAACAGCGUGAAAAAAGAUGAAACAAUCAAGAAUGUGAUUCCAGAAGCAUCUGAGACAUUGCCUUCUAAGACCCACUUACAGUUAUUGGACUAUGGAGAUGGUAUGGGUCUUGGUGAAAGCUACAGUGAGGAAGAGAAAGAAACUGAAGAAGAGGCAGAAGAGUCAGAUGAAGAGUCAGAUGAAGAGGAGAAGGAAGAUUUUGAGAAUCAAACUGACCAUGAGCAAAGCCUUAGAGGAGAUGUCUUUGUACCCAGGCUGAAAGAAGCAGCUGCAUUUGGCCCUUUCCUGGAAAAGAAAAAAGUUCCAGUGUCGAGACCAGAGCAAGAAGUUGACUGCAGUUUCAGUCGAGGGGUCUGUGACUGGAAACAAGAUGCUGAUGAUGACUUUGACUGGAAUCCUGCUGAUCGAGAUGGAGGUGAUGGGUACUACAUGGCAGUCCCAGGUUUUGUGGGGCACAAGGAGGAUAUGGGACGUCUAAAACUGCUCCUCACUGAACUCAGACCCAAGACCAGCUACUGCUUGAUUUUUACGUACCGGCUUGCUGGUGAGAGAGUGGGGAAGCUUCGGGUGUUCCUGACAAACAAAAAACAUGCUCCUGUCUGGGAGCAGGACAAAGGAAAAGAUGAAAGGUGGAGAACUGGAAAAAUAGAGAUAUUUCAGGGGGCUGAAACAACCAACAGUAUCACUUUUGAAUCAGAACGUGGGAAGGGAAAAACUGGAGAAAUUGGAGUGGACAAUGUUAUACUAAUUUCUGGUCACUGUCCAGAGGAUGACUCAUAAUGGACACCUGAAUACAUGGAUCUAGUCCUGUGUUUAAUUUUUGCCAGG